Clonostachys rhizophaga is the source of this 894-nucleotide messenger RNA. Lineage: Eukaryota; Fungi; Ascomycota; Sordariomycetes; Hypocreales; Bionectriaceae. The record is from the annotation of a GenBank genome assembly.
AUGGCUGCUGCCGUAGCAAACAAGCCCAAGCACGACUGGGCCGACGAUGAUGACAUUGAGGAGACCUCCUCCGACCUCCCUCCCCCCCAGACCAUCACCAACAAGGACGGAACCAAGACCAUCAUCUCUUUCCGCGUCAACGAGGAUGGAAACAAGGUCAAGCUCACCCGCCGAAUCCGCUACAUCACCCACAAGGAGACCGUCAACCCCCGCGUAGCCGACCGAAAAACAUGGGGCAAGUUCGGCCAGAGCGCCAAGGACGGCGCUGGCCCGGCUCCCGAUACGACAUCCGUUGGCGAGAACAUCAUCUUCCGACCUAGCUUCAACUGGCGCAAGGACGCCAAGGAGGAGGGCGACGCACAGGACCAGCUCAAGGACAAGCUCAAGGACAAGAAGGUCAAGUGUCGUAUUUGCAGCGGAGAACAUUUCACUGCCAGGUGUCCGUACAAGGACACCAUGGCGCCUGUCGGCGAGAACGCCGGCGCCGAUGUCGCGGCAGGUAUGGGUGACGAUCAGUCCGCCGCCCAGGGCCCUGGUGCUGCUGCCGCUGGCAAGAAGGGAUCUUACGUUCCCCCUGCUCUGCGUAACGGAGGUGGCGGUGCCGGCGAACGCAUGGGUGGAUCAAAGUUCGGGGAGAGGGACGACCUCGCGACGCUGCGUGUCACAAACGUUUCCGAGAUGGCAGAGGAGGGCGAGCUACGGGAUAUGUUCGAGCGGUUCGGACGCGUCACACGUGUAUUCCUUGCCAAAGACAGAGAAACUGGCAUGGCCAAGGGCUUCGCAUUCAUCAGCUUCGCAGACCGGGGUGACGCUGUCAAGGCAUGCAACAAAAUGGACGGGUUCGGUUUCAAGCAUCUCAUUCUCAGGGUGGAGUUUGCCAAGAAGGCUCAGUAG